GGUAACCCCCGCGGGCUCUUCCCGCAGGCUCCGCACCAGCCGGGCCAACCGGGCUUCAAAUUCACCGUGGCCGAGUCCUGCGACCGGAUCAAGGACGAGUUCCAGUUCCUGCAGGCCCAGUACCACAGCCUCAAAGUGGAGUAUGACAAGCUGGCGAACGAGAAGACCGAAAUGCAGCGCCAUUACGUUAUGUACUACGAAAUGUCGUACGGUUUGAAUAUUGAAAUGCACAAACAGACAGAAAUUGCUAAAAGACUGAACACGAUUUUAGCCCAGAUCAUGCCUUUUCUGUCACAAGAGCACCAACAGCAGGUGGCCCAGGCUGUUGAGCGUGCCAAGCAAGUGACAAUGACGGAGUUGAAUGCUAUCAUCGGGCAGCAGCAGCUCCAGGCCCAGCACCUCUCUCACGCCGCCCACGGGCCCCCGGUCCAGCUGCCGCCGCACCCCUCGGGGCUCCAGCCGCCCGGCAUCCCGCCCGUCACCGGCAGCAGCUCGGGGCUGCUGGCGCUCGGCGCGCUCGGCAGCCAGGCACACCUGGCAGUCAAGGACGAGAAGAACCACCACGACCUGGACCACAGAGCCCCUGCAGCUUCUGGAGUUGGCUUUGACCCACACCCCCCCAUGCGAGCCCCGGGCCUGCCCUCCAGCCUGGCCUCCAUCCCCGGAGGGAAACCGGCCUACUCGUUCCACGUGAGCGCGGACGGGCAGAUGCAGCCGGUGCCGUUCCCGCACGACGCGCUGGCGGGGCCCGGCAUCCCGCGGCACGCGCGGCAGAUCAACACGCUGAGCCACGGCGAGGUGGUGUGCGCCGUCACCAUCAGCAACCCCACCCGCCACGUCUACACCGGCGGCAAGGGCUGCGUCAAGAUCUGGGACAUCAGCCAGCCCGGCAGCAAGAGCCCCAUCUCCCAGCUGGACUGCCUGAACAGGGAUAACUACAUCCGCUCCUGCAAGCUGCUGCCGGACGGCCGCACGCUGAUCGUGGGGGGCGAGGCCAGCACUUUGACCAUCUGGGACCUGGCGUCACCCACGCCACGCAUCAAGGCCGAGCUGACGUCGUCGGCGCCCGCCUGCUACGCGCUGGCCAUCAGCCCCGACGCCAAGGUGUGCUUCUCGUGCUGCAGCGACGGCAACAUUGCCGUCUGGGACCUGCACAACCAGACCCUGGUCAGGCAAUUCCAAGGCCACACGGACGGGGCCAGCUGCAUAGACAUCUCCCAUGACGGUACGAAGCUGUGGACGGGGGGCCUGGACAACACGGUGCGAUCCUGGGACCUGCGGGAAGGGCGGCAGCUGCAGCAGCACGACUUCACCUCCCAGAUCUUCUCUCUGGGAUACUGCCCCACGGGCGAGUGGCUGGCAGUGGGCAUGGAGAGCAGCAACGUGGAGGUGCUGCACCACACCAAACCCGACAAGUACCAGCUGCACCUGCACGAGAGCUGCGUCCUCUCCCUCAAAUUCGCCUACUGCGGGAAGUGGUUUGUGAGCACCGGGAAGGACAACCUGCUCAACGCCUGGAGGACGCCCUACGGAGCCAGCAUCUUCCAGUCCAAGGAAUCCUCGUCCGUGCUGAGCUGCGACAUCUCUGCGGAUGACAAAUACAUCGUCACGGGCUCUGGGGACAAGAAGGCCACGGUCUACGAGGUCAUCUACUGAGCCUGGGAAUUCCAGCCCUCGGGAACGCUCCGGGAACGCUCCGGGAACGCCCAGGGGAGGCCCCGGGCCCGGCCCAGCUCCGCCCGGCACCGCCACACCCGGAUUUAUUUGGAGAUCUGCAGCAGCUCUGGCACACACGGAAGCCCUAAAAAGGAUUUUUAUUUGGUUUUAAGGUUUUUUGGGGGUUCCUUUUGAUUUUUUUUUGUUGUUGUUUUCCGGUUCUUUCCGUCUGGCUUUGGUGGCACUAUAAAGGACUCCUUUUUUAUUGGGACUUUUAUUUUUUUGUUUGUUUGUUUUUUUUUGUGCAUCCCGCAUAAGACUUGUGAAAAAUGUAAAUACUGGACUAGGAAAUAGCGUGGGAAGGGGGGAACCCUCCCAGUACACUUAGUUGUGUAUUUUUGUCUGCUGUAAUUGUAUCCCACUGAUGGUUUUUGGUGGUGGCAAUUUUAUUCUGGGGGUUUUUUUGGUUGGUUUUAUUUUUAUUUUUAUUUUUUUUUUGGGUUCUAUUUUUUUUUUUUUUCGCCCCCUUUUCCUUCCCCCUCCCUCCGGAAGCGUCCACGGGGACUUUGCCAUCCUGAGCAGAGAUGUCCAGUGGUGAAAAGUUGUUCCUCCUGUCGUGCGUCGUGUGUUAGUGAUGGUGGGGAAUCGCUGGGAUCCUCGGCUACUGACGGGACAUCGACACAACCACCUUGGGGUUUGUUUUUUAUAGAUGGAUUUAUCCUCAAGUUUAUUUUUUUUUUCGGUUUUUUUGGGGGGUUUUUUUGGGGUUUUUUUUUCUUUUUUUGGGUUUUUUUUUCCCGUGCUUGGAUGUUUGAAGAAAAGGGGAAGCCCACGCAAGCCCUUCUUGGUCUUCGGACAGAAGCAAAUGAGGAGUGAUUUCAAAGAAAGCUUAGAAAAUUCAGCUCAGGGAGCCACGAAAGAUAAUAGCAAACUUAUGUGUUUUGUAUUCAAAUGAAAGUAAAGAAUUAGAAUUGAUAACCUUGGAGAAAAAAAAAAAAAAAAAGAAAAAAAAAGACAAAAAAAAGAAAAAAAUUACAAGUUUUUUUUUUUAAAAAAAAGAAACAAAAAGUUUACUAACAAGUAGGGUUUGUGUGUGGUGGGGGGGCUGCUUGUGGUCCUUGUGGGCUUUAUGGUCUUGUGUCUUCUGGUUUUAUGGAGCAACUCCCUCCCCCCACAGGCCUUUUGUACUAAAGGGUUCCAAAAAGGACAAAAAAAACAACAACAAAACCCCAAAAAAAAAGACAAAAAAAACCAAAACAAAACAAAAAAAAAAGACCUAAGGGGAAAAUAAAAGUAUUUGUGUAGCAGAAGUGCUCGCCUGUAUCGUAGCACACGGCAGAGGAUUUUUA
This is a messenger RNA of Parus major (Great Tit), 3005 nucleotides long. It is a transcript of the gene TLE3, whose product is annotated as TLE family member 3, transcriptional corepressor. Gene Ontology annotation, cellular component: nucleus; transcription regulator complex. The record is from RefSeq and is a predicted model, not a curated record. Gene Ontology annotation, biological process: negative regulation of canonical Wnt signaling pathway; regulation of DNA-templated transcription. The transcript has 14 exons. Gene Ontology annotation, molecular function: protein binding; transcription corepressor activity. Lineage: Eukaryota; Metazoa; Chordata; Aves; Passeriformes; Paridae. The annotation marks the transcript as partial.